Molecule: messenger RNA, 8173 nt
Organism: Hyalella azteca
Lineage: Eukaryota; Metazoa; Arthropoda; Malacostraca; Amphipoda; Hyalellidae
Product: general transcription factor 3C polypeptide 1
Exons: 32
Coding region: 49-7497 (2482 amino acids)
Biological process (GO): 5S class rRNA transcription by RNA polymerase III; transcription initiation at RNA polymerase III promoter
Cellular component (GO): transcription factor TFIIIC complex
Molecular function (GO): DNA binding
Source: RefSeq, a predicted model, not a curated record
AUAAAUUAAACAAGGUACCUACUCUUAGUAGAGGAGUCUUCUUGAACUAUGGCACUUGCAACUGCAAAUGCAUUGAAAGAAAUUGAGGAGGAAAUUGCACUUGAAGGUCUUGAUGGAAUUACAUUACAAGGUUUAUGGGUGAGACUGGAGAAUCGAGUUAAUUUCUGUAAGAAGCCCCACUUGGACUAUAACACCAAGCUAUGUAUUUGGUCCAUGAUUUGUGAUGACAAUGAGCUCAGUUUCUACCGACUUCCAACUCCCAGAGCUGACCUCAUCAUAUCUAACAGGUAUGAGAAUAUGGACCCAGAACUGGGGAUUGUAGUAGAGUCUCCCACCAACCAUCCCCAAGAACUUUACCCAUUUCAUAAAGUGGAGGAUGAGGGAACUGGAGAAAUGGGCUCUUGCCAGCACUAUCACACCAGAGAGGAUGUUUCUGAAGAGGUGUCCCAGCUUGAGCUUGAUGAAGUUGAAGAAAGAUACAAGCGAGGCGAGCUGGUGGUGGUGGCAAGUCAGAUGCUGCGAGACAAGGUGCUGUGGGUGAACACCAACGUGGAUCCCUUCAAUCCUCUCACCCUCGCCCAGUAUUGCAUACUGGAACGCAUUGCCAGAACAAGAACUAUGGGAGAUAUUACUCAAGGCAAGCACGGCAUGACGCAGCUAGGCGAUGCCAAGUCCUUGUUCUACCACCGCAAGCGGUUGCUCAAACUGCGCCUCAUAACAAAACAAACACACUUACAGAAGAACCUGAAGGGUGUAUCACAGACCGGCUCCUUGCUUCAUCAUGCUCAGUUCUAUGUAGAGCGUAAGAGCAAGUUUGUUCUGCUGAUUGAGCAUUGCAUUGAACUGCUACGUGGGAUGCCCAACUAUACCGUGCCGCUGAGUCUGCUCAAAGAAUCGCUGGCACUGCCUGAUCUCUCCUUUAAGAAGCUAAUUAAAAACAUUGAAUUCUCCAAAUACAUCAAAACUGAGCUGCUUCCUCACUCGAAGGUCUAUCCUAAUGCAACACCACGUGAAAUGUACGACAAGAACAAGAAGGAAAGACAGGUUCGCUGCUUCGUGCUGGCAGAUCCUAAGCUGUCGCCUGGAGACCUGCACGCAGACGAGCCUCCUGAACCAGACGAUGACGACGAGGAUGACGCGGCCGGCAUUCUGGACCGUUCUAAGAUCGUGCUGUUCAAGUCAGCAUUGCAACGGGCUUAUGAGGUGGCCAGGGAGAAUGGACCUGAAGGGACGACGCAGAGAGAAAUUAUGGAGAAGCUCGGACAGACUCGCCUCGAUUCCCGCACAAUCUGCAGGAACCUGUUGCGGAGUGGGGCAGUGGACUCGAUCAUGCGUGAUGCGGGACGCCAGCGCGUGACACACUUCGUGCCACGGGACCAAGUUCACUCCAGUCGCUUGACGCAAGAGUUUUCUCAUGAGAAACAAAAGCUCUUGAAACUCAUGCAUAAUGCUAGCAGCGGUGAUGCAACGGAUAAUGACGAGCCUUCAAUUUAUACUGAGGUUGAGCCUGUAAUUACUGAACCCAAGCCAUCCUCGUCAGCUGCCAACUGUACCAAAUCUUCUUGCCACAAAUCUGACAAUCUUGUGGGAAAAAUCACUCCCUCUGAAGCUGAAUGCGACUCCAACGUCGUGGGUAAAAUAUUCAAAGAGCAAGAAACUCCCGAAGAAAGUUUAGUUAUCCUUCCUACGAGACCACAAAAUGAUCCUACUACCAUCCAGCUCGACGGUUCGGCACUUGUCAUUUCUCUCGAUGAUAGAGUUAUUGAAACGGAUGAUCAAGCACCAGACAACAGCUCUGAUAACCGAGCAAUCUCUCUCGAGACUAACGAUGCAGAUGACAAUCAUUCUUCUGAUGCCCCAGCAAUCACAGUGUCAACUUCUCCUUCUGAUCUUGAACUUUCAAACUCAAAUUUAAUAUCAAACUCAAAUUUAGUACACACUGAACUGGAAAUUUCUCAGGGUUUGGCUGAUCAAUCUUGUACGACCGAAGUUAGUAAUCCAGAUAAGGUUAGAAAAUCUAAUGAGGUGAACGAGGCUGAACAUGUGACUGAUGAAAACUUAAAUGCAUCUCAGGAAUUAUCUUCGCUAGCUUUAAAAUGUGAAGACGGAGGCCCUUCAAAAUCAGUCGUAAUCAAACGAGAAUUGGAUAAUUCCCAGGUUGGAGUUUCAAAUGUUGGCAGAAUUUUUGACAAACGGAAAGGCGAGUACGUUUCUGACACGAACCUUCAAGAAGCCAUGCUAUCUGCUUUGGAUGUGCCGACCACGUCUCAGGUUACUGAUGCAGACGAUGCUGCUCAGGAUGAGGACUUGCCAACCGUCGUGAGCAUCAUCGAGGACUCUACGCUAGCCUUUACUGAUGAUCCUGACGCACGCUACAGGAAGUUUUUGGAUGGAUCAGAAUGUUUUGAAUCAAAUUCAAAGCGUUUGUCAUCACAACUGACAACCCGUCUCUUGAAACGCUCGAACAUCAUCCUCGAGACGGUCCGCACCCACAGAGUUAUUCCUGACUCAUUCCAACUCCAGAAAGCCAUCCUUGAGUCUGAAGUGGAUUUAAACCAUCGCAUUGAUAAGAAGUCCGUGACACGUCUGGUCCAGCGGCUACGUGCCGGCGGCUUCAUCAGAAUAGUGAAGGUUAAGUUCAAAACCUCGUCAGGGUACAAGGAACACUCCAUCAUCGUCCACCCCAGCGUCCCGUCCAAUGACGCGCAGAUAGAAUCGGUCAUCGAGCAGCUGAGAAUGAAACACCUUCCUCCUCCGUCCAAGAAAGACGCGACCAAGAAGAAAGGAAAUGUCCUGGUCGUUACUUCGACUUCUCCCAACCUUUCUAUGAAGUACUUCAAAGUAAAGAAGAACAACUCCAGAACUUUGGGGAAGAGUUCGUUGGCCAGACCUGCCCCGAAGUUCAGGCGCCUACAGGAGCUUCAUCACUUAUUCUUCUACCUGGCCCGGAACUACGAAGGUGACGUAAACCUCGACCAGCAGGCUACCUGGAGCGCUAUACGGCACGACAAUCCUGGACUCGAUAUCGCGUCUGAGUCCUUGCCUCGACUUUAUACUCCUGAUGCCUGCUGGAAGAUGUUCAUACCUCCGCUGGGUGAACAUGCUCGUGCCACGUGCGGUUGGGUGCUGUUGUCAGACGUGAUCAUGUCACUGCCGCUGUACGUGUUCACGCGCGUCGUGCGCUGCGCAAUAGACAACGAGCUUGCUAAGUGGGUGCGGCAUCCCAUCAAACGUUUCUAUCUCAUCAAAAUGCUUCCCGCGUCUCUUCGUUCUGAAGUCUUAGAGAGCCGCCGCUACGUGUACCACAUCCUGGAGCUCGUCCAUCGUCUCUGCUACAUGGGACUCCUACAGAUGGGUCCUCAGAUCAGCGCGCCUUACCGGGAACAGCAAUUAGUGUACGUAAACUGCCGCACAACGCUCACGGACACCUCAACAUCAGGUCCGGGCUACCACCAAAUAUCUCAGGACCGCUCCUACGCUUUACUAACUCACUCCUUCCACGACCUCAAGAGCGUUUCGCAGUACUGGCAAGACCUGCAGAGGAUCUGCCUGAGCACACCUCUUGGCGGCAACCGCGGCGUGGCAGGCCAGGACAUCACCGUCCUGAUGCUGCGCCACAAGCCCGCCAUGGAAGAAGCUAUUAGCGUUCGUCAGAUUGCUGAGGCUCCCGAAAGGGACACUGGAAAUGUUCCUGGAGAUCAUAAAGGCGCCGCUGGUCUCGACUCAGCCAUGUUUGCUCAUCUUAAACGCAAUUGGAAUUUUGCUCGCUCCGCGCUUGCCGAUGCGCCAGUUGAAGCUAUUCUCCCUGACUCCGGCAUUGAUAGAUCUUUGUAUUCUUGUACGUCUGCUCCUACUUAUGCUUGUGCCACGAGUGCCCGUCCAACCCUGCCAUGCGGAGCUCUUUAUCGCAGCUAUCUUCUCUCUACAACACAACAAACACCGGCCACCAGCAGCGGUUCUAGAUUACCUGGACUGCGAAAGAUGGCUACUCCAUACAAAAACAGGAAAGGAGAGAAAAAAGCUGUGGAAUUUGACGUGCGAAUAAUGUCGCGUGCCGAGAAGAAGAGUAUGAAACCAAAGCAGAAGCCAGAAGUUAAAAAGCGGCCAUUGCUUGGUUUGCGACGCAUAUCCCGCCGCAAGGUAAUGCUUCGGAAACUCAAAGCUCGAGCCAAGCCCUCGAAAAAACCCUACUACGACGAGGAAGAUCGAGCUGCACUGCGCAGGAUGAACAAAUUACGCGUCGACUGGUCGAGUGCAGAGGACUCGUUGCUGUUGCUGUGUAAGGUGGCCUCUUGCUACCUCUUGCCGGCCGCCCUGCGCCCGCGCAUGCUGCCCUUCUCUCUGGUCCGCACUGUGCUGCACAAACACUGUCCUGAGUCCCUGAACAAAACUGCUCGAGCAUGCCAGCGCCGCAUGAACUACAUCCUCAAAGAUCAAACCACUGAAGACAGCGUCGCUAUUUACGUCGAGGAAGUCAAAGAUGAUAUUUACAUAAGAAUGAAUUUCGUUCCUCCGUGUAUUGCGCGCAGUCGUGAGAAUUUAGAGAGCAUUUAUGGUUCACUUUUCAUUGAAUUGGUUGAUUACCUUCUGAAGAAGUUCAAUUCUAGCACAAAGCGCAAAGUCCUGAAUUUGCACGACUCAUACAAAGAAUUUGAGCGCCACUUCGAGGUAGUUUCGAUGAAAGGAAUCAAACCAGCGCCGCAUUACUCUGAGCCUGCUAAUGUUCCUGACAUUCAGGGCCACGCUAUCAUGAGCCUCCUCAUGAGCUCACUAUGUUCAAGGGCAGACCGCGAAUCUUAUGCUUAUCAGCUGUACCAGGCCUAUGGACAUUAUUCUCAUCAGACUCUCUACAACACUCUUGUCAAACUGAGAAACUCUCAAAUGAUCAGCUACAAGAAAUCCUACAAUCGCUCUGUUAACAUCAGUCAGACUUGCCUACCGUUGUCUGCUUCGCCUUUCCAGCUCUCUUUGGCUUUCACACAAAAAUUUAUGAACAGAUAUAAUUAUGAUCUGUAUGACCAGUGCUGGGCCUUCAUGAAGCGUCUCAAACAAUCUUACUACCAUGCCCUGAAGUCGGGCGAGCGACCUGAAGAUCUUGUUCGCAAUGCUGAAUAUUCUGUUCCUCUAACGAGGGAGAAGAAAAAUGAAGGAGGGAGCGUGGCUGCUCUCAUUGAACUGACAUCUAUCAAGCGAGUAAUCAUGCAUACAUAUUUGCCUGAAACAAUCAUUGUAAUAGAUACUAAGCGAACCAUCACGGAUCAAUUGCCAUUUCAAACUGGUAGCACCUGUCGAAGAAAUUGUGAUCUAACGAAGGUCUGUGAAGAUGUUUCUAACUCUUGUCAAGAAUCAGAAAUGGAAGAGAAUCAAGAGGAUACUGAAGCGUUCAAUACUGUCCACGGUAUCAAGAGAGCCAGAUCCGAAGAUGAGUCUGAAGAUGUGGACGGUAGAAUAAGUAAAGAGAAAAAUUUUGACCUAGAAAAGUCGGGGAAACGUGAAAGAUUUGACGAAGAUGUAGAAGUUCAUCAUAGUGAAGAUGAACAUCUCGCUGUCGGGACAGCAAAUGAAGAGGAAGGCUUUUGUGGGACUGAAACCCUCAAUAAUUUAGAUAGUAUGUUAGACUCCAACGAUGAGAGUUUUGAUAAUCAAAGCUCUUCCUUGAAAUUUUCUACUGUGCCUCAUGGCACUUUGAAACGAUCCCUGAGCAAUGAUUCGCUUUCACCGCAGCGCUGCAAACGUCCUCGCUUAGAUGAUGACACUGAAACUGAAAUGAGAGACGAAGCGUCUAACAGCGCAACGGAUCCCUACGCUCAACCUGAUUAUCUAGCGGACCUUGCGUCACAUUCUGAGGAUUUCGAGAACUGCAACGACGUCAAACCGUCAUGCGUUAAGUGGCCGGUGACAUCUGCCAGUCGCCUGUCAGUCUUCAUGAAGGAUCAAAACACCAUUAGCUCUCUGGAAAAUCAGAAUAUCGUCUCUGGAGGCCCAGGCUUGCUGCAACACAUGCAAGACAAUCUACUGCUGACGGCCUGUGACGUAACCUGCCAGCUCACCACCCCGCAAGGAGCAGGUCUUGGCGAGCCUUCAACGGCCUUGCCGGAGCGCUUAGAUGUCGAUGUCCUCCCAGUCGAUCGAGACCUUCACAAGUCCGUUCUCAGCAAGCGCGCCAGAGGUUUGUUGAACGAGCGCGUGUCUUUGGAGGAGACUUUAGCAGAUUGGACUGAGGCGGGAUAUUCAGAUGCGACUCUCUCUUUGGUGCGCGCCAUUCACAAGUUCAUAAAUGACAAAGGUGCUUUUGGUGCCACACGACAACAAAUCAAGGACUGGCGUCUGAGCUGCGGUGGAGGAGAUUGCAUGGCUGUGGUGGUAGCCAUGGAAGAGGCUGGUCUCUUGAUACGGGAAGGCAUUACGCAAGCAACGUGGCUUACAUUGCCCAACGCUUCUCACUGGCUUGUGCAUACUCAGCAAAUCUCCAGAACAGAACGUCAAGGAGUUCGCCUGCAAGGUGUCUACACUGUUGAAUUUGAACCGAGCCUACUGAACGAGGCUGGCCCUGGGGUCUCAACGGCGAGGUCUGAGACGCAGGUCGAUCAUAUUGCCUCUAAUAAAAUUACUGGAAGCAGCAGCUUGCAUUGCAAUUCGAUUGACGUCGUGACGAGUGAAGCUACCACGGCUCAGGACUCAACGUUUGAAGAAACAUUGUAUUCAAAAGACACGAGUGCCGCGCCGGUAAACGUUGAGAAUCUUUUGACCUCUGGAACAAUUUCGGCUACUGGCACGCAGGUUCCGGUCCCGGAGAUUGACGAUGGUCCCGAAACUAGAAGUGUUAAUCCACUCAAAUGUGAAGUUGACUGCAAACUGCAUCCCAACGUCACAAUGCAAGAUAUUGUUCAAUCGGACUCAACCCAUGAGUGCACGUUAAAUGACCCAAGCUCGUCUGCGAGUCUUGCCAGCCCCAGCAAAGACCAUGGGACCCGAGCUCGAGUUCGAUCUAGAUUUGUGGCUGCGAAGAAGAAUUAUUCGAAGGAUGAAGAGAAGAGCCAGCAAAUGGAGGAUAAUGUCAAAGACUACCAGAAAAGUGAGCGGCGGCAGCAGGUGCAGGUGUCGGUGCGUCCGUGGGUGCGCGUGUGUGGAACGGUCGCGCGUCGCGUGCUCGACCGUCUCUUGGGCGCCGUUCUGUUCACGGUACUAGAACGACCCGGGGUGAACGGUACAGCCGUCGCCCUCGCACUCUCACCCACCAUGCCACCCGCACACGUGCAUGAAUUACUGCUCAUGCUCGUCGACAUUGGGUGCGUGAAGAGGACCUGCGUAUCAAGGAUACAAAGUUACUCGCUCUUCUCUAGGGCCGUACCCCAAGAGUUCACUGAGCGCGCUGGAGAAGACGUCGAAGAGAGCGAAGUGUCUUACGUGCCCACCGUGGACUGCAUCACCAAACUCGCUUCAUUCAUCGGCGAUAAGAAGUAUACUAUGGAUUUCAUAUCAUCAGACAGAAAGUAAAGCUGGUGGGGGCUUACGUGCGAUUAAUAAUUGUAUGCUAUUUAAUAUUUUUUUUUUUUUCGGGAGGAAAACGAAUCCCCUUUCGAUGUGUGAUUAGUGGGGGUGCCAACCUGUGAUGCAAGUACCAUUUCAUAACGCGAACACUUACGCGACCGUAAAUGAUUUUUUUAUUUAUUUAUUUUUUGAUACUUCAAAAAAUGUUCUUACAGGUUAAUGCAUGGUAAUAUGGCUAAAAUUCGCUUUUUCCAUACGCCACCUAUCUUGUCCCUAAAGACAGUAAUUUACUCAGCACUCGCUUAAGACGUUCAUUGAUAGAGCAUUGAUUGAGGUAGACUGCAACUAACGCUACAUAGUAGCUACUAGUAUUAGUGGUACGAGAUAUAAACUUGGGGUACGCGGCGAAUGUGGUACGAAUGAGUGGUACUUUAUUACAAUAUGGUUUGAAAUUAAUUUAUACGGCGAAAUUAGCAGUUUUCUAUGCUAUUUAAAAUAUUGAGUGAUUUGUCGAUGUUACGAUAGGAGUUUUUUUCAACAUUUGUUGUAUUCAUAUCUUUUUAUGCUAAAAUUGCGAAUGAAAUGUUGUUUCAUGUCAUUGUCUUGGUUUUUAAAUUCUUGGAGUAAUACAAGCUGUUGUCAUUCAUUGAAGAGGAUAAAUAAACAUUUUCAAUAUUUGUAA